AUGAUGAAACUCACUCUCCUCAGCGCGGCUCUUCUUGCUUUCGGCGACAGCGCCGUAAACGCCUUGAGUAGCUGUGGACAGUCACAGUACGAUCCUGCUCAGUACGUCUGCUGGAGCGAUCAGUUCCUCUGCCCCAUCACGGCUGGCGAGCCGCUCUCCUUCUGCAACGGAGCGUGCUAUAGCAAGUUCAUGUACAAGUGCGAGAACAACGUCCUGAGCUUGCUGCCCGCUCACACUGGGACACCCUUCACCCUCAGCGUGUCGAACCCGACUUUGCCCAUCGACGGCAAGCCCGUGACUGCCAGCGGUCUGCACUUGAGCCUUGCAGGCAACACUAGCACCUACUGCCCCGUCGAGGUGGUUGGUGCCGCGUGUCCUCCUGGCAACAUCACGGCUUUUUUCGCCGGCAACGGUGGCCUCUCCAUGGACACCAUGGUUCCCGGCGGACAGCAAGCCUAUCUUGGACCGGACUGGAACAUGCACUACACCCAAGCUCACUCGGCCUACAUUCCUGCGGGCAGCCUAACCCAGGGCUUCGGUGCGUACGAGGGUGGUGGCUUCGUCAAUCUGAACGGUAAUGGCUGGGGCUGGGUAGCUUGCCCUCCUCAGGCCUCUGGCGGUGGCGGCACCGCGUGGAACCUGGUGGGAAGAAACGAGACGAACGCGGCUAGCUUGACCGCCUGCACUCCUGUCAACCUCAAGAUCAACCCUCUCCCGUCCGGUACUGUUGGUGCCUGGCAGUAUGCCUGA
This is a messenger RNA of Neurospora hispaniola, 750 nucleotides long. RefSeq names its product carbohydrate binding-domain-containing protein. The record is from RefSeq and is a predicted model, not a curated record. The transcript has 2 exons. NCBI's taxonomy places the organism in Eukaryota, Fungi, Ascomycota, Sordariomycetes, Sordariales, Sordariaceae. Gene Ontology annotation, molecular function: carbohydrate binding. The coding region runs from base 1 to 750 and encodes 249 amino acids.